This is a messenger RNA of Vidua macroura (Pin-tailed whydah), 2166 nucleotides long. It is a transcript of the gene CASP6, whose product is annotated as caspase 6. Gene Ontology annotation, biological process: proteolysis; apoptotic process. Lineage: Eukaryota; Metazoa; Chordata; Aves; Passeriformes; Viduidae. Bases 125 to 1087 code for a protein of 320 amino acids. Gene Ontology annotation, cellular component: cytoplasm. The record is from RefSeq and is a predicted model, not a curated record. The transcript has 9 exons.
CAAAAGGCGAGGGGACGGACUGAUCGGGGGAAACCGCGGAAGACGAAGAGAAGGGAAGGCUUGGAAGAGAGGGGAAAGCUUGGCUGGGCUGGUUGGGGUGCAGCCGGUGCCUUGGUCCACGGCGAUGUCGGGCUCGGAGCGGCGGCCGCCGGCGGGAGGAAGGGAACGGGGAAGGUGCAAGGACGGCGGCGGCCAACAAGGAAGCCGUGUCCAGCUGGAUAGCAGACCUACAUUACCCACCACAGAUGGAAAUGAGAACAUCACAGAAGUAGAUGCAUUCAAUAUAAGCAGACAAUCACUUGAUCCUGCAGUGGAGUACAAAAUGAACCAUCAAAGAAGAGGACUUGCAUUAAUCUUCAAUCACGAGCACUUUUUCUGGCAUUUAAAGCUGCCAGACAGACGUGGGACUAUGGCAGACAGAAACAAUCUGAAACACACUUUGACAGACCUUGGGUUUGAAGUCAGACUUUUUGAUGACCUGAAAAAAGAAGAUGCGCAGCAGAGAAUUUAUGAAGCCUCUAUGGAGGACCACAGCAAUGCUGACUGCUUUGUGUGUGUGUUCCUGAGCCACGGUGAGGAUGGUCACAUUUAUGCAUAUGAUGACAAAUUCAACAUUCAGACAAUCACAGACAUGUUCAGAGGAGACAAGUGCCAGAGUUUGGUAGGAAAACCAAAGAUAUUUAUCAUUCAGGCCUGUCGAGGUGAUAAACAUGAUGAUCCAGUCAUUGCUCACGAUUCAACAGACAACAGCAGUGAAUCCCUCGUCAAUGAGACUGAAGUGGAUGCAGCUAGUGUCUAUACUCUGCCUGCUGGCGCAGACUUUAUCAUGUGCUACUCUGUGGCGCAAGGCUACUAUUCUCAUCGUGAAACUAUAAAUGGCUCCUGGUAUAUCCAAGAUUUGUGUGAGACCCUUAGGAAGCAUGGAUCUUCCUUGGAGUUCACAGAACUUCUUACUGUUGUUAACAGGAAAGUAUCGUAUCGCAGAGUAGAUAUGUGCAAAGAUAUUAAUGCUAUAGGGAAAAAACAGAUUCCUUGUUUUGCCUCAAUGUUAACUAAAAAAUUGUAUUUUCAUCCAAAAUCUAAGUAGAUUAUUUAGCAGUGAUGACCAUUACUAUUACUUGCUGCAGAGCACAGAGAAUACCAUCUUAGUUGAGUAAUAUUCUACAAGAUUGUCUGCAAAAUUACUGGGAUCAAACAUUACAGUUUAUAUACUUCAUAGUUUCUAAAAUCUUAAAGCACUUUUAAAGCUAGAAUUACACCAGAGAAUUCAUAUCAGGAAAUAAGGGAAAAGUUGACUGGUGCCAAACUAUUAGAAGGUGCUCAGAUUUUAUUGAAAUUGGUGCUCCAGACUACCUUUUUCUUAAAAGUGUCUCACUUGAUUGCCAUCUAAGUAUGGCACAUUUUACUAUUUCCAAAACAUUUCUAAUGUUCCAUUAGAUUAACUUGUCUUGCUCCUUGAGCACAGUUUACAGGGAAUAUGGUUUGCAGAGCAUCUUUUUAAAUUUGUCGACAGCAGAAUCCACAACUUUUGUAGCUUUAUUGGGCUUUUUAGACAUUUUUUAAUUUUCUUGCAACACUAAAAAGGAACUUAACUCCUUGAAUACAACUGUGGUAUCAAUAUAGGAUUAAUCAAACAGCAGUAAUGAGAUGAGACCAUGUACAGUUUGCUCAGGGUAAGUUUGCCUUUUCCGUAUCUCUAAAGCUGCUGGACAUCUCUAGGCAGCUCUACAAAAUAUAACAUAUGCAAACCUUCAUACUUCAGGCCUUUGAGUUGGAUCAGGCCUCCUCUUGGCCCUGGAGAAGAUCAGCCAUACCUCUGUCAUUGUGUACAUAAAAGUGAUGGUGCAUGGUCACCACAGGAUUGUUACUGCAGUAAUUGUGGUGCUGACUUGAACCAAAUGUUUCUUUUUUUUUUUUUUUUAACAUUAUUAAUUGUUCCUCUGAGGGUCAAGAGAGAACUCAAACUGAGCAAAGUGUCUUAAUCCACUUUCCUGGGGAAAAACAUAAUCGGUUUACUGGUUCUGCUUUAGUUAAGCCAUUCCAUAUACAAUGUUCUGAGUCAUAAGUGCUGUAUCUUCCUACACCUGCUUUUAAAUGUUGUAUAAAUCAUGUAUGUUUGAAUGUUUUGAUAAAUUCUUUGAAUAAAAUGCAAUAGUGAAACAUAAA